AUGGCAGUGGUGGGGCAGGGCUCUGAGGAGGCCGGCACAGGGCUUCUUCCCGGACUCCCAGCCCAGGGAGGGAGUGCAGGAAGAGGGCAGGAGGAGGGCGGUGCGGGACCCACAGGCAGUUCAGAGAGGGGCCUGACGGUGGUGGCGGGAGAGUGGGAGGUGGGACCCCGCAAAGAGGGUCUUGGAGCCUCCUCUCUGCCCUGGAAGAGCCUGGCUUCCCUCAUCAGUGGCUGGCUGCUAGCCGAUGGUGAGGAUGACGAUGACCAGGACCAAGGGGGCACAGAGGGGUCUGGCCAGCUGGUGCUUCAGAAGAAGAGAUUAGGGAAAGCUGGAACAAUCCGGAAGGCUUCCCAGAGGAAGUGGCCAACAGCGGGGGUGGUUUGUCCACAGUGUAGCCUGAGACCCCGGGUCCACUCUGCCCUCCUACAAAAAGGAGGCACCAUAGUCCACCGUGGGCCUGUGCCCCCUGGUGGAGGUACUAGACCCACGGCCCAGCCCUGGCUGACCCUGAGGCCUCUCUGCUGUGCCUUCCAGAACAUGCCGAAUGUCCGCGACCACGAUGCCUCUGUCUACCUCCGCCUCCAAGGAGAUGCCUUGUCUGUGGGUGGCUAUGAGACCAACCCCAUCUUCUGGGAGGAGGUGUCAGACAAGUUUGCCUUUGGCCUCUUUGACCUGGACUGGGACGUGUUCACCCAGCACAUCGAAGGUGCCAUCAACCGCGUCCCAGUGCUGGAGAAGACGGGGGUCAAGUCCACAGUCUGUGGCCCGGAGUCCUUCACACCUGACCACAAGCCCCUGAUGGGGGAGGCACCUGAACUCCGAGGGUUCUUCCUGGGCUGCGGUUUCAACAGUGCAGGAAUGAUGCUGGGUGGCGGCUGUGGGCAGGAGCUGGCCCACUGGAUCGUCCACGGGCGCCCAGAGAAGGACAUGUACAGCUAUGACAUCAGGCGCUUCCAUCACCUGCUCACCGACCACCGCCGCUGGAUCCGCGAGCGCAGCCACGAGUCCUACGCCAAGAACUACUCUGUUGUGUUCCCCCACGAUGAGCCCCUGGCGGGGCGCAACAUGAGGACAGACCCCCUGCACGAGGAACUACUGGCCCAAGGCUGCGUCUUCCAGGAGCGACAGGGCUGGGAGCGGCCGGGAUGGUUCACCCCGAAAGGCACAGCUCCGGUCCUGCGGUACGACUACUACGGGGCGUAUGGGAACCGGAUGCACGAGGACCACGCCUACGGCCGGCUGCUGGGGGACGACUACACGUUCGACUUCCCGCCCCACCACGACGUGAUCAAGAAGGAAUGUCUGGCCUGCAGAGGGGCCGCUGCUGUGUUCAACAUGUCCUACUUCGGAAAGUUCUACCUGGUGGGUUUGGAUGCGAGGAAGGCUGCCGACUGGCUCUUCUCUGCUGAUGUCAGCCGACCCCCAGGCUCGACCGUGUAUACCUGCAUGCUGAACCACAGGGGCGGCACCGAAAGCGACCUGACUGUCAGCCGCCUGGCCCCCGGCCCCCAGGCCUCCGCCCUGGCCCCCGCCUUUGAAGGGGACGGCUACUACCUGGCCGUGGGCGGGGCCGUGGCCCAGCACAACUGGUCUCACAUCAGCACGGUGCUGCAGGAUCAGAAGUUCCGGUGCCAGCUCAUCGACAGCUCCGAGGACCUGGGUCUGAUCAGCAUCCAGGGCCCGGCCAGCCGGGCCAUUCUCCAGGAGGUGCUGGACGCAGACCUGAGCGACGAGGCUUUUCCUUUCUCUACCCACAAGCUGGUGAGAGCCUCCGGGCACCUGGUGCGGGCCAUGAGGCUCUCCUUCGUGGGGGAGCUGGGCUGGGAGCUUCAUGUGCCCAAGCCAGCCUGUGUGCCCGUGUACCGGGCUGUGAUGGCCGCAGGCACCAAGCACGGCCUCGUCAACGCCGGGUACCGGGCCAUCGACUCCCUGAGCAUCGAGAAAGGCUACCGGCACUGGCACGCAGACCUGCGCCCCGACGACAGCCCCCUGGAGGCGGGCUUGGCCUUCACCUGUAAGCUCAAGUCAGCGGUCCCCUUCCUGGGUCGGGAGGCCCUGGAGAAGCAGCGGGCCGAGGGCCUCCGCCGACGUCUGGUGUGCUUCACAGUGGACGAAAAAGUGCCCAUGUUCGGCCUGGAGGCCAUCUGGAGAAAUGGCCAGGUGGUAGGCCACGUCCGGAGGGCUGACUUUGGGUUUGCCGUUGACAAGACUCUCGCCUACGGCUACAUCCGGGACCCCAGCGGCCAGUCGGUCUCUCUGGACUUUGUGAAGAGUGGUGACUAUGCUCUGGAGCGGAUGGGGGUGGCCUACCCUGCCCGGGCUCACCUGAAGUCUCCCUUCGACCCUGACAACAAGAGGGUGAAGGGAAUCUACUGACCCCCCCCCCCCCCGCGGGGCGGAGCCUCGGGGCAUCAGGAGGCUGAGACCUGCUCCGUCCCUCGCUGACCCUCCCCACGGGGCCUGCCGCCCUGGCCCAGGACUGGACCCGGCCAGAGAGGAGUCCUCCCCGCCCUCCUAGUGCAGAGCUGCUCGCCCCCCAAACAGAUACCACCCGAGCGGACAGGAGACCCAGAGGGCCUGUCCUAUGGUCACUGACCAGAGGCUGGCCUCUAGUCCACCCCUACCCCCCAAAACAAAGCUGCAAGGUCUUGGGCUCAGGGAGCGUGCCAUGUGACCCUCUAGAAGCUUCCGAGAAGGUGCGUAGUUAACCCCUAGUAAGCCCAGUAUAGAAGCAGGGAAGCAAAGGGAUCUGCCCGGUAUCCCAGGCCUGCCUGACGAGCAGACUGUCCAGAGCAGAGCACCACUGGAGAGUUUCCAGGGGCAUCUGGAAUUAGGGACAGAGUGAGGAUUGUUUAGUACUGUCUGCCUCGGGCGCAGUUUAAAGGCAGAGAACAGGGGUGCCAGCUUGGCUGGGUCCCUGCGGCCAGGCCGUUGGGCAGGAUGGUCCGUUCCCCAGAGGCUGGCAGAGGCGGGGAUCCAGGAAGCCAGUUCUUCCUGCCUUGACCUGUUUCUCACACGGGAAAGCGUUCUGAGCACCACCAGCUGGUGAAAUAGGUGAGCAGAAGCAGGGCGUGGGAGGGGUGGGUCUCACAUCGGUGCCCUCCCUUGCCCAUGCAGAAGCCCCACCUCCUGCCUCAGUUUCCCCAAGAGCACGUUGUUCGCUAGGUCCGUGAAGGAGUGGCGUGUUGCCGGGUGAGAACCCGACAGACCCCUCCUGCCUUGUGGCCUCUGUCCUUGCUUUGUGACUGGGACGUGGCUCCCGCCUCCCCGCUCUCUCCACUUGUGGCCCCGGGGAAGGGCUUCGCACAGGGUCUUUAAAGGGGUGACUCCCCCGCACCCCUUCUCUGGGCCUUCAGAGCUCUCUAACAUCUGCCUGUGUGACCCUCUUCCCCCCUUCCUGGCCAGGAUAAGCGUGUGUCCCGCCCCGUGCCCCCGUCCCCGGUCCUUCCCCCGUCACCUCUCCGGCUCACCCCAGCAGGAUCUCGGAGCCCACCGGGCAGCCCAGGGGCAGCCCAUGCGGCCUUGCCCGGCAUGCCUGACUCUCUGGGGAGCAGAAGGUGGCGGGUGUGGGGGGGACAAGGAGGACAGGGUCCCCUCAGACGCUCGCAGGAAGCCACAUGGUCACUGGGGCAGGGGGCAGUCCCUGGCGAGCCCUGGCUGCUUUCAGAUGCUCACAUGGUACACAGCCCCACCGUGGACCGCGCUGGAACAGGUCAGACUAAUAAAGUCGAAGUCGUGGGAAGAUG
Herpailurus yagouaroundi (jaguarundi) is the source of this 3746-nucleotide messenger RNA. It is a transcript of the gene SARDH, whose product is annotated as sarcosine dehydrogenase. The transcript has 17 exons. Gene Ontology annotation, cellular component: mitochondrion. Bases 1 to 2376 code for a protein of 791 amino acids. Gene Ontology annotation, molecular function: protein binding. Lineage: Eukaryota; Metazoa; Chordata; Mammalia; Carnivora; Felidae. The record is from RefSeq and is a predicted model, not a curated record.